This is a messenger RNA of Pseudocercospora fijiensis CIRAD86, 790 nucleotides long. RefSeq lists its product as uncharacterized. The record is from RefSeq and is a predicted model, not a curated record. The coding region runs from base 137 to 412 and encodes 91 amino acids. Lineage: Eukaryota; Fungi; Ascomycota; Dothideomycetes; Mycosphaerellales; Mycosphaerellaceae. The transcript has a single exon.
GUCAUCGUCGGUAUGGUGCUUAGCAUGAAGAGAGCUCACAAGUUGCGACUCUGAUGCAGUCGGCCAUGUCGAAUUUUUGCGUCGUUCGACAUCGCAUAGGCCAUCUGAAGAGGUACAUUGCGUCGACACUCAUCCAAUGUUCGACUUCUCAGACAAGUGCAUAAUCUCGAGGCAACUGCACUAUACGACCUCGCAGGCUUACCACAUUGGAGUGUGCUAUGUCGAAGCGAUUGCACAAUCGACUUCAUUUGCAGACUUUGGGGAGUGCGCCACGUCGAUCGAGCUCCGGAGAUGGGAUCUCGCUCCAGUUCCGGUAAGUAUUUCAACGCCUUCUACAAGAUGUCUCGGGAAGCCGCUUCAGGCGAGAUUCCCGGCAUGUGAUACCAUGGAGAAGGGCGUAGAGGGUUUGUAGACGUUCAGAGAAUCGACGAUAGUAUUCUUCCCACAACAGGACGGGUCUUGUGGGAAGUGUUUCUGGUCAGGUAGCAUAGGUCGAGCACGAGGUGGCCUUCGACUUGAAGCUCAUGUCGGAAGCGCGCGACCACGCGCAUCAUGUCCCAUUCGGAUGAAGUUCCUGCUCAGCUAUAUCCCGACAUGUUCCUUGUUUACAAGCUGAACGACCUCGUCAGCAAAGACGCUGUGACCGAAGAACCUAAAGUUUAAGAGAGCAAUGAUGGGUAUGCAGUGCUUCUUCAUGACCAGCGGUAUCAUGCACGAGUCCGAAACAUAUACACGUCUCCGUGAUAGCUGUGUCGAACCUCCCAAGUAGCUCGACAAAUCUCAGGAUCUA